Messenger RNA from Boleophthalmus pectinirostris (great blue-spotted mudskipper), 3003 nucleotides. It is a transcript of the gene kcnn4, whose product is annotated as potassium intermediate/small conductance calcium-activated channel, subfamily N, member 4. The transcript has 8 exons. Gene Ontology annotation, cellular component: plasma membrane; neuronal cell body; neuron projection. The coding region runs from base 399 to 1931 and encodes 510 amino acids. Gene Ontology annotation, molecular function: intermediate conductance calcium-activated potassium channel activity; small conductance calcium-activated potassium channel activity; calmodulin binding. The record is from RefSeq and is a predicted model, not a curated record. Gene Ontology annotation, biological process: potassium ion transmembrane transport. Lineage: Eukaryota; Metazoa; Chordata; Actinopteri; Gobiiformes; Gobiidae.
AUCACGCAGGCUUUUGACUGAAGAGGUCUUAAUUAUCCAACUCUAAUUAACCACAAGAGGUCACUGUAGAGCUGAUAGAAGGCAUGCUACGGUGGCCAAAGCCUUUUGAUCAAAAAUGUGUCCUAAAUGUUAGAACGUGCACACCAGACCAGAAGCAAAUUAAUUUCUUUUUAUUAUCCGUGGCAUGACGCAUAGGGCUAAAAUAACGACUCAUGCAAAUUAGAGGACUGCGAGUGAAAUUACGCGCAGAUGCUAUCAGUGAGCGUAUAGUGCGUCGGAGAGUAGGGCAUACUCAGAGUAGGAGUGUUAAGGUGGCGAUGUGACCAAGUGUCGAGGUAAACCGCUACUUCCAUGAGCGACUCACAUGAAAAACGACUAUUUGGCUUGUCCGUCCAACAAUGCCGUAUCCUAUUCGGGAGGGGACCCACUUGAGCGCGCACGGAGACAAAGUUCUGGAGUGCACACUGGAGAUGGAUAUUAUUAACCACGGGGCGCACGGAGCUCCCAAAAUGGAUUGUGUGAACUGCGAAGGCUUUAUUAAUGGAACAAUCGAGGGAUCGGAGGUGUCUGUCCCUCUGUCAAUUCCAGGCAAACGGACCAAUCCAAUAGAGGGAGACGACCUAUACAGACUACGAGACAGAAAGUUCCUGUUAGAAGACAAAAAACGUCUGUGCGCUUGGGCCCUGGCCACCGCUCUUCUUGGGAUACUUCUCAUGAUCAUCCACGCAGAGAUGUGCCCCGCUGUCUACCAUCCAGGCUCAAAAAGUGCCUUGUUCAUCAAUGGAGCCAUCAGCCUGUCCACUGGGUGUCUCCUAAUCUUUAUUAUUGCUUUCCACUAUAAGGAUAUUAGGCUGUUCAUCAUUGACCAUAACCAGGUGGACUGGCGCAUUGCUAUGACCAGUCACCGUGUGUUUGUGAUCACACUGGAGCUGCUGGUGUGUGCGGUGCAUCCUGUGGGGGCGUACUGGGAGAUCGGCCUCUCGUACAACUCCUCAAACUCCUCCAUUGCCCCCCUGUGCGUGACGGGACACUUUGGACACGGCUUCAUGAACCUGGAACUGUUCUUGUCUGUUUUUAUGUUUCUGCGGUUAUACCUGGUGCACAGAGCCAUACUUCUACACAGCAAAGUGCUACUGAGCGCCUCCUACAGGAGUAUUGGGUCACUGAACAACAUCAACUUCACGUUCCGCUUUGUCCUCAAGGUGCUCAUGAACAAAUACCCAGCCCGCACCCUGCUGGUUUUCAUCUUGCUUUUCUGGCUCACUGCGUCCUGGAUGCUCACCCUGUGUGAAAGGCAAACCAGGGCAGCAGCGGACCACAUGAACACGGCCCUAUGGCUCAUCGCGAUCACUUUCCUCACUGUGGGAUACGGAGACGUGUCGCCAAACACGGGCUGUGGCAAAGCGGUCUGUCUCCUCACCGGUGUCAUGGUAACAGCACAAACAAACUGUGCUCAGGGUGUUGCUUGCACUGCCAUGUUGGUUGCUGUUGUCACUAAAAAACUGGCUCUAAACAAAGGAGAGAAGCAUGUACACUUCUUCAUGCUGGAUAUACAGAUCUCAAAAAGGAUUCGCCAUGCUGCUGCUAACGUGCUCAGAGAGUGCUGGCUGUUGCACCGUGCAAACCUGAGUAAGGGGAACCGUGGGGAGCAUCGGAGGCACCAGCGCUGCCUCCUGGAAGCUAUUCGAAUAUUCCGCCAUUUAAGACUUAAACAGAGGAAAUUAAGAGACUUUGCCAGUGAAAUGGUGGACCUCCCAAAGAUGCAGAUGAUAAUGUGUGACCUAGGCGCUAACUGGAAUAACUCUUAUCGGGAGCUGGAGCAGCGGAUACUGUCCAUGGAGCAGAAGCUAGACGAGCUCCACCACUCCUUCCAACAGACAUCUGAGCUGCUCUCUCAUUUCCUGCGACAGCGUUCACCAGAGAUCAGGUGACAGGGCUGAGUGAGUGAAACAAUGGAGAAUGAGUGGGUGACCCCACUGCACAGGGGUGGCUGAACAUGCUGAACCACUUGAAAGACUGGCAUCCCGACCAAAGAUCUCAUCUUCUGGCCCAGUGUUCAGCACCAUGACUCACCACUGUAGAAUUACACAGAGAACAGUGAAGGAAUCAUAGGGCAUUUGAUUGAUUUCCUGUGUGUUUUUAAUCAGUUGUACAAAGUAUUUGUGACUAAGCCUCUCGUGAACUGAACUCAGCUGUUGGUUUCUGAGAUUUGGAAGGCUUCAAGGUUAACAAUUUUGUCCAUAUGUAUUCCUAUGGAAUAAGAAAUUAUUUUUGUUGUACAGUAUUUUAACUAUUGCCUCUGUUGAGCUGUGUUUAAUUCAUUAAAUAACUCAAGAUUAUUUUUAAGAUUAAAUCAAAAGGUCAAAAAAAAAAAAGUCUUAUAGUCUUAUUGUGCCAUCACGUUUUAUUGAACCAAAUGUACACGUCUUUACAAAUGAUAAUAAUCCAAGUUUUCGUUAGACAUGUGCUCCCUCUGCUGGACAUAGUUCAUAGUUUUGUUAAUUCCGUAAUUUGAAAUGUUAAACAAAGUGAUGUAAUGGCACUUAAUAUAGUACUUACAUACAUGCAUCUUUUAGAUAGGUGUAAUACAAAAGCUGAAGACAGUCAAAUGUAAUGCAAAGGUAAGGCAUUGACUGCACAAUUCUACACAGUUCUUGCACAGUUCAGCUUUAUUAGGCCUAUGUGUUGUAUUGAGUUUUGCCUUUGUUGUACCUAUAUGAAAUUUUUCCGUGUUUAAGUUUAAAGUUACAAACUUAUUGAUUGUCUAUUGAUCAAACUGGGAAACUUGUAUUAUCAGCCAUGGCCAUGGAGGGUUACAGAUUAAGUGUAGUACCUGUGUUUACUUAUGUAAGAGUCAGAUAAGUUAUUAUUAUCUUUUCAGUCAAAACAGUCACAGUAAUUUAUUGAUAAUACAUUACUUAAAAAUGCCAUACUCAAUGCCUACAAAUAGGCCAGUUGUUCCAGUUAGUUUUAUAUUUCCGAGUGAACAUUACUGCAAACCUU